GAACCGAUCAAUUAAACAAGAGACCUGAGAAAAAGACGAGUAUCGUAAUGGCUAGCAAAGGGGGAAAGCUUUUGAAAAUCGCGGCUGUGACGGUGGCGAGGGCCAAAGGUAAGCAGGUUACGGGCUUGAGCUCGAUAUCUCCGUCGUCCAAUCUGGGAAAAUUCUUCGGCAUUCCAGCGCCCAAGCGAGCCGAAUUGGACGUGCUUGUGUACAAGUUCGUGAAACUCUACCGUGGUCAGGGACGAGGAAUGAAGAAGGGUGCUUUCACCGAGGAGAAGCUGAAGGACUUGUUGUCUGGAAAAGACAAAAUCGGGAUUCCCGAGAUUGUCAAGCUAAUGUCAGGCCAAAUCUGAUGAUCUUUGUUAAGAAAGUUUGAUCCUUUUUGUUCUUCAGUGGUUCUGUUUCUUUUCUUUGUUGCUUCAGCAUUUCAGUUUUGGUUAUAAUUUGGUAAUGGGAUAUUUCUGGGGUUUUGCUUGUUAGAGUUUUGAAUAAGCAUUUUAUGCCAUUAUACAUUUGUAAACUCAUCGAGACGAGAAACCUUUACAAAUGACUUGGCCAAA
Molecule: messenger RNA, 560 nt
Organism: Tarenaya hassleriana
Lineage: Eukaryota; Viridiplantae; Streptophyta; Magnoliopsida; Brassicales; Cleomaceae
Exons: 3
Coding region: 48-353 (101 amino acids)
Source: RefSeq, a predicted model, not a curated record